This is a messenger RNA of Sarcophilus harrisii (Tasmanian devil), 564 nucleotides long. Its product is annotated as histone H2A type 1-D. The transcript has a single exon. Gene Ontology annotation, molecular function: structural constituent of chromatin; DNA binding; protein heterodimerization activity. NCBI's taxonomy places the organism in Eukaryota, Metazoa, Chordata, Mammalia, Dasyuromorphia, Dasyuridae. Bases 96 to 488 code for a protein of 130 amino acids. Gene Ontology annotation, cellular component: nucleosome. The record is from RefSeq and is a predicted model, not a curated record.
UGUUUAUUACAAAGUCUGUUUAGCUGCUGUAGAGUACUUUUAUUGUCUCUAUACCUACUUCCUAGUGCCAACGUUUAGCGAAUUGGUUUUUGAGCAUGUCUGGCCGCGGAAAGCAGGGAGGCAAGGCUCGCGCCAAGGCUAAGACUCGUUCAUCCCGUGCCGGCCUGCAAUUUCCAGUUGGCCGCGUGCAUCGUUUGCUUCGCAAGGGCAAUUAUUCCGAGCGGGUCGGGGCUGGAGCCCCAGUGUAUUUGGCUGCGGUGUUGGAGUAUCUCACUGCUGAAAUUUUGGAAUUGGCUGGCAAUGCUGCCCGCGACAACAAGAAAACGCGAAUCAUCCCGCGGCAUCUUCAGCUAGCUAUUCGCAACGAUGAAGAGCUCAAUAAGCUACUGGGUAAAGUCACUAUUGCCCAGGGCGGUGUCCUGCCCAACAUCCAGGCUGUGCUGCUGCCUAAGAAAACUGAGAGUCACCACAAAGCUAAGGGCAAGUAAGAUUGCCCUGUUCUACUGUAUAGAUCCGUAAAAUUCAUUAUUUUGAACCCAAAGGCUCUUUUCAGAGCCCCUCACA